Messenger RNA from Microthlaspi erraticum, 366 nucleotides. NCBI's taxonomy places the organism in Eukaryota, Viridiplantae, Streptophyta, Magnoliopsida, Brassicales, Brassicaceae. The record is from the annotation of a GenBank genome assembly.
AUGGUAGAAUCAGUCAGGGGCCUGAUAGGCGGUGGUUUACCCUGUGGCGGAUGUCAGCGGUUCGAGUCCGCUUAUCUCCAACUCGUGAACUUAGCCGAUACAAAGCUAUAUGAUAGCACCCAAUUUUUCCGAUUCGGCAGUUCGAUCUAUGAUUUUUCAUUCAUGGACGUUGAUAAGAUCUUUCCAUUUAGCAGCACCUUAGGAUGGCAUAGCCUUAAAGUUAAGGGCGAGGUUCAAACGAGGAAAGGCUUACGGUGGAUACCUAGGCACCCAGAGACGAGGAAGGGCGUAGUAAGCGACGAAAUGCUUCGGGGAGUUGAAAAUAAGCGUAGACGCUCUCCCGGACAGAUCAUCCCCGAGCAAUAG